This is a messenger RNA of Bombus huntii, 2814 nucleotides long. RefSeq names its product facilitated trehalose transporter Tret1-like. Gene Ontology annotation, cellular component: membrane. Bases 145 to 2295 code for a protein of 716 amino acids. Gene Ontology annotation, molecular function: transmembrane transporter activity. The transcript is spliced from 2 exons. Gene Ontology annotation, biological process: transmembrane transport. The record is from RefSeq and is a predicted model, not a curated record. NCBI's taxonomy places the organism in Eukaryota, Metazoa, Arthropoda, Insecta, Hymenoptera, Apidae.
AUAACAAAGGUAUCUGUUUUCCAGGCUCCCAGCAGAUUGUCUGAGGGCAGUGGUUUGGGUCGUGUCGUUUCAUCACUGCAAGAAACAGCUCGUAGGCUGUGUAACCUAAAAUUCCGGCAAUUCCUAGCAUGUAGUAUCGGAACGAUGACCAUGUGCUUGGUCGGUACAGUCUACGGAUGGACAGAGACUUCAUUUCUCCUUUUAACAUCUGGCAUCGGGAACGCGCCGCUAACGUUAACACCCGACGAAUAUUCAUGGGUCGUUUAUUCGACAGUACUUGGUUCAAUGAUCGGUUCACUUCUGUCUGUGCAGUUGGCCGAUCGCAUCGGUCGUAAAUACUGCCUCAUUGCAUGCAGCAUAGUGUUCAUCAUAGGCUGGCUCGACAUGCACUCCUCACCUUCUGUGCAAAUGCUAUACUUUUCCCGGGGGGUUCUCGGUAUAGGCGUUGGUAUUGCCCGCACGAUAAAUCCCAUGUUCGUGUCAGAAGUCGCCGACGUCAAACUCAGAGGACGCCUGGGUACUCUAAUCGCAGCGAACGUAUAUCCCGGGUCACUACUAACAUACGCUCUAGGACCCUCGCUGACGUACACGUCACACCUGCUGCCUCUUGCAGGAAUAUCCGCUAUAUUCACCUUGCUGCUCAUAUGCUUACGCGAAACUCCGUAUUUCUUGGUGGCAAAAGGUAAAAAGGAGCAAGCAUGCAAGUCGAUAGCAUAUUACAAAGGCAUCGAAGAUCCUGACCAAGUGAAAGUCGAACUACGUGCUCUACGCGCAGAAGCCAGAUACGGAUUACACCAACAAUCCGCAAGCGAUUUACACUCACAAUCCAGAAGUGAUUUACCCCCACCGUACAGUAGCAUUUUUCCCUCAGCAUCAUGUAGCGAUUUACCCCCACCGUACAGUAGCAUUUUGCCCGCAGCAUCGAGUAGCGAUUUACUCCCACCGUACAGUAGCAUUUUACCAUCAACAUCAAGAAGCGAUUUACCCCCAUUGUACAGAAGCAAUUUGCCCUCACAAUCUAUACGCGAAACACACUCAGACCCCACACGGGAAGUAGUAGGCACAGAAGCCACGUCCGAUUUAAACUUACCAUCCAGUAGCGACUCACACUCACAAUCCAUAUCCUCAGCAGACUCAAAAUUCAAAUGCGAAAUACGCACAGUAACCACGGGCGAAUUACGUGUAGAAUACUCGCGCGUCUCGCCCGGAUUACCAUUCCAAACCUCGCGCGAAUUACACUCACAGUCCGCAAGCGACUUGCACCGACCAUCCACUAGCCAAAUACACCGGCCCCCGACAAGCCAAAUACACCCAGACCCCACAUGCGAAAUACACCAAGCAUCCACUAGCCGAAUACACCAUCCCCCGACAAGCCAAAUACACCCAGACCCCACAUGCGAAAUACACCAAGCAUCCACAAGCCAAAUACACCAACCAUCCACCAGCCAAAUACUCCCGGAAAUGAGAAGCGAAUUACACUCACAAGCCAGAAGCGAUUUACACACACCAACCAGAGUGGAUUCACGAGCAUCAACGGACAUAUCUGAGCCAUACAUGGAUUUAACUAAAUAUACCUGUUUAGACAAGCUGCGAGCAAUACUACAACGACGCCACAGGAGAGCUCUGUUUAUCAUGCUUGGCUUGAUCAUGGCUCAACAUCUUAGCGGAAACUUCACCGCUACGCAGCACCUGCGAGAUUUAAUUAGCAGAAAAGCGACCUCUAUCGAUCGAUACAACGCGUUGAUUUGGAUCGAGCUUCUCCGCGUUUUAUCCGGCUAUUUAACCGCGUUAAUAGUGGAUUGGUGUGGAAGAAGAAAACUUUUGAUUCUGUCUAUUGUGGGGACGUGUUAUACAUCGUUUGUUUUAUCAGCUUAUCUUUACACACAUUCACAUGAGUCUGACGAUUCCACCAUCCCUUUGACUCCCUUUAUCCAUUUAGUUUUGUAUCAAAUAAUGUUUCACAUUGGUUUAGGUGUAUUACCCAAUGUUUUCCUAUGCGACUUAUUUCCUACGAAACUAAAAGGCAUUGCUGGUGCCAUCGUUGUGAUUUUCGAUGGUAUAAUUGGUUUUACCACGUCGAAACUGAAUCAGGCUAUUACCGAUACUAUAGGAGCGUUUGCGAAUUACACGAUGUUCUGGACAUCAUGCUGGAUGGCAUUUCUGAUAACGUUCUUAUGGGUACCGGAAACGAGAGGUAAAACAUAUCACGAGAUUGAAGCGCUUCUAUUUGGUGAAAAUUUUAAUUCUUUGAAUGAAGAAGUUAGCAACGAUGAAAUGGAUACUCGUAGAAUAUGACAGGAGAAAUUGCACUGUACAUCCAUGGCACGGUGCCUCCAUACUCGGAAUACUUUAUUUCUCAUUUUUAUUAGUAUAACGAUAAAGAUCUACAAUUUUAUCACGAUAUGCAAUUUUUGUAGUAACGUAGUUCUAUUCGUUUGUACGUGUAAUUUUAGAAUUGUGUCUAACAAAGUUAGUGGUCAUUUACAAACAUAUGUAUUGCAUAAAUUGACUUGCAUUGAACUCAGAGGAAUACAUGUUCUCGAACUAAACUUUUUAUCCAUUUCAUAACACGAACAAUGUAACAAUACCAAUUAACUCGAAAUAAUUGGACAACAGUUUGCAAAAGUAAGAAAAGUAAUAUAUUAAAAAAGGACAAGGUGACAUAAUACUGAUAAGAACAAUUUUUUAUAUCUCAGCUGUUAUCUAUGUUGUUAUUUUUUGUUUACAAUAUAUAAUUUGCAGCAUACAAUUGUAUGCUGAAAAAUCAGUAUUUAUGCUAAAAAUAAUGUAAUAUAAUUAAAAUAACGCAUUGCU